AUGACAACAAGCUUGGCUGUUGCCAGAAACAGCCAGUCUUUGUCUGGCUCAGUGGCCACAGCUAUGGGCAAACGUUUGGCUGGCGCGACAAAGAACCAAUCUUCUUCUGGCCAGGUGACCACAUGCUUGGCCCUUGCCAGAAAGAGCCGAUCUUCAGGCCCAAUGACCAUGGCCAUGGCUACAUGCUUAACCAAUGCCAGAAAAAGCCAGUCUUCAUCUGGCCUGAUGACCAAAGCCAGGGCCACAGGCUUGGCUAUUGGCAAAAAAAGACCUACAACUAUAACCACGCAAUUGGCCAGUCCCAGAAAAAAAAAUCCAUCUGGCCCAGUGACCAGAGCUGCAGCCAUACGCUCGGCAGUUGCCAACAGUGGUCAUUCUUUAUCUGACCCGCUGACCACAAACAUGGCGAUAGGCUCAGCUGUUACCAAAAUGAGUCAAUCGAUGUCUGAUCUGGUAACUGCCCCCACUGCCACGCAUUUGGUAGCUGCCAAAAAAAGCCACUCUGUCUCUGGCCAAAUGAUGGCAGCCACGGCUAAGCAGUUGGCUAUUACCAGGAAAAGGCAAUCUUCAUCUUGCCCCAGGACCACAUCCUCAACUAUUGCUACGACAGGACAAUCUCCACCUGUGGAUACAAGUAACAUGAAACAACCAGUUACAGAAACAACUAACAGGGAGACACCUGUUCCAGAAGAGAUGGCCAAGAACAGGCAACUUACUGGCAAGAAAUGGCCUGAAAGGCAGCAGCGUUUCAGCCUAAGGCUGACAGAGAGUUCCUCCAGAUUCAAAGACAUCGUGGUGAGGAAGCAAGAGGGCUUCACCCACAUCUUUUUAUCUACAAAAUCAUCAGAAAAUAACUCACUAAAUCUAGAAGUGAUGAACGAAGUUCAGAAUGCUCUGAACAAGGCUGCUGAAGACGACAGCAAGCUGGUACUGCUCAGUGCCAUUGGCAGUGUCUUCUGUUUUGGCCUGGAUUUUAGUUAUUUUAUACAACAUCUCAGAGGGAACAAGAAAAGAGAAAGCACUAAAAUGGCGGGAUCGAUCAAAAAUUUUGUGAAUACUUUCAUUCAGUUUAAGAAGCCUAUUAUUGCUGCAGUCAAUGGCCCAGCCAUUGGACUGGGAGCAUCUAUAUUGCCUCUUUGUGAUGUGGUUUGGGCUAAUGAAAAGGCUUGGUUUCAAACACCCUAUACCAACUUUGGACAGAGUCCAGAUGGCUGUUCAAGCUUUACAUUUCCCAAGAUAAUGGGAGAAGACUCUGCAAAUGAAAUGCUAAUCGGUGGGCAGAAGCUCACAGCACAGGAAGCUUGUAAUAAGGGCCUGGUCUCCCAGGUAUUUUGGCCGCAAACCUUCAACCAGGAAGUCAUGAUUCGAGUCAAGGAGAUGGCCUCAUGUGAUGCAGUUGUCCUGCAAGAGUCGAAAGCCCUACUGCGCUUUAACACCAAGACAGAGUUGGAGAAGGCCAAUGAGAAGGAGUGCACAAUGCUGAAGGAUAUUUGGGGCUCUGUAGCAGGGAUAGAUGCCAUGUUAAAAUACCUGCAGAACAAAACUGGCUACUGA
This is a messenger RNA of Cricetulus griseus (Chinese hamster), 1554 nucleotides long. NCBI's taxonomy places the organism in Eukaryota, Metazoa, Chordata, Mammalia, Rodentia, Cricetidae. The record is from RefSeq and is a predicted model, not a curated record.